AUGGGUCUCAAGGACGACAACUUUCCCUCCUCCGCUGCCUUUGACGCCAUUUCCGAUGCCCUGUCCACCGAUGCCGAUCGCAAGGACGCCAUCAAGCAGGGAGGCUCCAUCUUUGCCUUCAACCUGAAGAACGCACAGGGCCAGGAGCAGGCAUGGUACAUUGAUUGCAAGGAGACCGGCAAGGUCGGCAAGGGGCCCGCGCCUGAGGGCAAAAAGGCCGAUGUCACCCUCAACCUCAGCGACGAGAACUUCCAGAAGCUCGUCGACGGCAAGGCCAAGGCGCAGCAGAUGUUCAUGAGCGGCAAGCUGAAGAUCAAGGGUAACAUGAUGAAGGCGACGAAGAUGGAGCCAAUCCUGAAGAAGGCUCAGAGCAAGGCCAAGCUUUAG
Ramularia collo-cygni is the source of this 387-nucleotide messenger RNA. Its product is annotated as probable peroxisomal protein POX18. The transcript has 3 exons. NCBI's taxonomy places the organism in Eukaryota, Fungi, Ascomycota, Dothideomycetes, Mycosphaerellales, Mycosphaerellaceae. Gene Ontology annotation, cellular component: cytosol. Bases 1 to 387 code for a protein of 128 amino acids. The record is from RefSeq and is a predicted model, not a curated record.